Molecule: messenger RNA, 6454 nt
Organism: Oenanthe melanoleuca
Lineage: Eukaryota; Metazoa; Chordata; Aves; Passeriformes; Muscicapidae
Gene: PAK3
Product: p21 (RAC1) activated kinase 3
Exons: 15
Coding region: 1952-3583 (543 amino acids)
Biological process (GO): protein phosphorylation; regulation of MAPK cascade; intracellular signal transduction
Cellular component (GO): cytoplasm
Molecular function (GO): protein serine/threonine kinase activity; ATP binding
Source: RefSeq, a predicted model, not a curated record
UGUUGCAUCUAAGGUGUUGCUUGGGGUGAAAUCAGCAGGAAGGGCCUUUGCAGGGUUAUACAAAGAUGUUUAUUUCAGCCACCGCUCAGCAUUGUCCAGCGUUCGGGGAACAAAGGCCCAGAGGCUCAGAGGGUCCAGGCUAAAAAGUACAUGGGAUAGGCAAGGCAGGGAAAAUCACCAGGGACCAAUUAUUAGGUAACACGGGGGUACUACAAGGGAAGGUUUAAAACAGAGGACCAACAGGGAAUUAGGGUGGGAGUGACCGAAAGGCUGGGAGAGGGCACAGGGUUGACUAGGAAACAGAACAGGGGCUGCAUUUUUUAGCUGGGAAUUCCUUUGGUCUCUAUAACUCCCCUUUUCUUUAUUAAUUGAGAAGGCUUUUUAAAGGAUAUUAAAAUUAGAUGGUUGAGGUAAGUAAAAAGCACAAAAUAAAACAAUUUUUAAAAUGCAAGCUUUUUUUUUUUGAGUUUUCAGUGUAAAAAGGAAUUUUUGAAGCAUCUUGAAACUGGUAGGAAGAGACGUGAAGUUUUUUUAGCAUGGCUUGUUAGGAAACUGAGGCAGGAAAGGGAUUUUUCAGCGCGGAUUGGCACUUUGGUGGCUGUUAGCGGAAUGGGAGUGCUGUACCUGUUGAAACUCUAAAAAGAAAUCAUUAAUUUUGCAAAAAAAGUAAAAAUUGUUACUUUGAGAAAAUUUUCUUUCUUUUUUCCUCCCCUGCCUCCACCCCAGUCAUCCCCCCCUUUGUAUUAAAAAGGAAUUUUGGGAAAACAAAUUGGUGGUUGGGUGGCAAAGGUAGGGAGAAGCAUGGCAGUGGGAGAACUUUGGAGGGGAUAGAGGGUUAGGGAUUUGGGGGAACAUAAAAAAAGGGUAAUUGGAUUUGGGGAAAUUUUGAAAGGACUUAUUUGGUGGAUGGAUAAAAGGAAAAGAGGGAGGGAAAUAGGAAGGCAAAAGGGAUUGGGGGUAGGCACUUAUUUGCUUGGCAGGUUUUGCAAAUGAAGAAUUUAGGUUUCUGCUGUGAUUUGAGGGCUGUUGGCUUUGGUUGUUGUGUAAAGGACAAGGUUUUUUAGUAGCUGAAAAAUAAUUGCAGUUUGGUGCGUAGAUGCUUCCUUUCACUGGAGAUCCAUUAGGUCCAGAAACAUUUGUUGCUUGAAGACCCUUUUUCCCUUGUACUAUGUCAAAUUCCACUAAUUCUUUAUUUCUUAAACUGCGGAGACAUUUUUUAGGGUUAUUUUUCUUGAUUGCAGUUUGAUGGACAAACACGUCUUCAUUGGUGCCAUUUUGGGUGAUAAAUCCAUAUUUAUUUUUCACAUUAAACUAUUUAACUGUACCUAAAACUUUUAGCAAUGAUGUUUUUAUUUUUGGUGGUGGAUUUGUGUUUGUGGCUGUUUUGCUGGACGUGCUGGUGCUAGCAGGGUUGUUUGUGUUUCGGGCAGGCAGCUGCAAAGCUGAAAAAGUGCGGGCAGCACUGUGCUGGGGAUGCGCUGUGCGCCAGCGGCGCUGGGUGCGCGGGGCUCCACGGUGGGGGGGCGGCUCGCGGCCCCGGGCGCGCCGGACUGUGCGGCGGGCAGGCGGCUUGUGGCGGCGCUGCGCUGGGGCUGUGCGGCGGGCAGGCAGCUGGUGGAGCGGGGUGCGUGGGCUUCAGCGGCACAGGGGCAGCCCGCGGCGGGCCGCUUCUUCUGCUUUCGGCGGCGCAGGCGAGAGGGCAACACCGCGGGUGCGCUUGCCAUGCGGCGCGCUGCUGCUGGUGGGGGCGUGGCUUUUGGUGCCGAACUUCUGAGGCUGGGCUGCUGCUCUCAGCUUUGGGGCGGCCCGUGCGGCAGCGGCCUCGGCGCGGGCGGCGGCGGCGGGGGGGCCGCGGGCUCUCUGUCGCGGCAGCAGUUUCGCACGGCUGCUCAAGGAGCGGGCUGCCCUCGGGGGCAGGGUCUCCAACAGGAGGCUGUAAGGGUGGCUGAAGAUGUCUGAUAGUCUAGAUAUUGAAGAGAAACCUCCAGCUCCACCGUUGAGAAUGAACAGCAACAAUCGUGAUUCUUCAGCACUCAACCACAGCUCAAAGCCACUUCCCAUGGCCCCUGAGGAGAAGAACAAGAAAGCCAGGCUGCGCUCCAUCUUUCCAGGAGGAGGGGAUAAAACCAACAAGAAGAAAGAGAAGGAACGUCCUGAGAUCUCUCUUCCUUCAGACUUUGAACACACCAUUCAUGUGGGAUUUGAUGCCGUCACUGGAGAAUUCACAGGCAUUCCAGAGCAGUGGGCCAGGCUACUACAAACCUCCAAUAUAACAAAACUGGAGCAAAAGAAGAACCCACAGGCUGUUCUUGAUGUUCUCAAGUUUUAUGAUUCAAAAGAAACAGUUAACAACCAGAAAUACAUGAGCUUUACAUCAGGAGAUAAAAGCGCCCAUGGAUACAUAGAAGCCCAUCCAUCGAGCACAAAAACAGCAUCAGAACCUCCUCUGGCUCCCUCUGUGUCUGAGGAAGAGGAUGAAGAUGAUGAAGAGGAGGAAGAUGACAAUGAACCUCCGCCUGUUAUUGCCCCACGGCCUGAACACACAAAAUCAAUCUACACACGCUCUGUUAUUGAACCUGCCGCUGCACCAGCACCAGCUAAAGAAGCCACCACUCCCCAACCUGAAAACUCAAACACAAACACUCUGUACAGAAAUACAGACCGGCAACGAAAAAAAUCCAAGAUGACAGAUGAAGAGAUCCUAGAAAAACUGAGGAGCAUUGUGAGCGUGGGAGAUCCUAAGAAGAAAUACACUCGAUUUGAAAAAAUUGGCCAAGGGGCUUCAGGAACUGUUUACACAGCAAUUGACAUUGCCACAGGACAAGAGGUGGCCAUAAAGCAAAUGAAUCUCCAACAGCAGCCCAAAAAGGAACUAAUUAUCAAUGAAAUCCUGGUCAUGAGGGAAAAUAAGAAUCCAAAUAUUGUUAACUAUUUAGACAGCUACCUUGUUGGUGAUGAACUGUGGGUGGUGAUGGAAUACUUGGCUGGAGGCUCUUUAACCGAUGUUGUCACUGAGACAUGUAUGGAUGAAGGACAGAUAGCUGCUGUGUGUCGGGAGUGCCUACAAGCCCUGGAUUUCCUUCAUUCCAACCAAGUGAUCCACAGAGACAUCAAAAGUGACAAUAUUCUUCUUGGGAUGGAUGGAUCUGUCAAAUUGACUGAUUUUGGCUUCUGUGCUCAGAUCACCCCUGAGCAGAGUAAACGGAGCACAAUGGUGGGGACUCCUUACUGGAUGGCACCAGAAGUUGUAACAAGAAAAGCAUAUGGCCCCAAAGUGGACAUCUGGUCACUUGGGAUCAUGGCAAUAGAAAUGGUGGAAGGAGAACCUCCAUACCUUAAUGAAAAUCCUCUCAGGGCAUUGUAUCUGAUAGCUACCAAUGGGACACCGGAGCUGCAGAACCCAGAGCGACUCUCGGCUGUGUUCCGAGACUUUCUUAACUGCUGCCUGGAGAUGGAUGUGGACAGGCGAGGAUCUGCCAAGGAACUUCUGCAGCAUCCAUUUUUAAAAUUAGCCAAGCCGCUCUCAAGCCUGACUCCUCUGAUCAUUGCAGCAAAGGAAGCAAUUAAGAACAGCAGCCGCUAGCACUGCAGGUCAGCUUUCUGCCCUGCCAGCUUGGAGCAGGACUGAGAACACAAACUCUGUAAAACCUCAACUCUCAUGCUGCGGGACAGAUGGAUGGAUGAACAAACCAACAGUCACAGUCAUGGUGAUAAGACCACCCCAGUUCCUCAAGGAGUAAAAAAUUAUUAUUUGUCUUCUUCCUGCUUUCUGGCUCCUUAAUUUAUUUUUAAGAUGAAUUGGGGCUAAGGACAGAGAGGUAAUGACAGAAAAUGCUUUGCUGCCUCAAUCAUUUCCAAGGUAAAGCAAAUUCAGUUGGAAGAUUCCCUUCCUUCUCACCCUAUGAGUAAGCUGUACAUUCACUUUUAAAUUGUCUGUUCUUUCUUAACGGUGUAAGUCAUGUUUGUGGGGUUUUUCAUAUGGUUUGGAAUUGGAGAAGGGCAAUUCUUCAUUCAUUAUCUCCAGACUGCCUUUUGAAUGUGGCCCACUUGCCAGUUUUUGCCCAGUUGUGGUACUUCCUACAUGGGGAAGAAAGUGAAAUUGCAUUUCCAACCGGAGAGGAAUGAAGAGUGGGACAGACAAAACAUCCUGUGGAGAUACAGCUGUUCAGCUGGGACUGUGUAGUGGUUCGGUUCUUGCCAAUUGGAUUCGUACCCCUAACUGCAGUCUCUUUCCCUAGAUGAGAGUCUUAUGCAGCUGAAACAGCAGAAAGAUCAGUCGGUGUGCUCAGAAAAGGUUUGUCUGAUGCAAAGUUGUCAGAGCAAUGUGAGGGUAGAGUGGGCCCAGCCAUGCCCAGGGCUGAACCCCAGUAGAGACCUGGCAGAGUCCAGAGCAGCCUGAGCAUCUGCAGAGCUAGGCUGGAAAGAAGUGUUAGUAGCGACACGUGGCAGCAGCCUGGCUGUGGGUGCCUCUUCCUGGGAGAGGACUAAUCCUCCUGUCUCAGAGCCAAACUGUGGGGGCUGUUCUCCAGAGAAAUCAUGGCCAUGCUGAGAAAUGUGCAGCCUGGUGGGAUUGGCAUCCUGAGUCUCAGCAGGAGUAGAGAAGAGCAAGCAGAGCAGAGCAGGGGUGUCGCUUGUGAGGGUGCCUGUUCUCACAUCUGUCUUGUAGCUCCUGGGAAAGGUUUGUAGUGCCUGCAGAAUUCUUGGCAGAGAGGGACAGGACCAGGCUGCUCUGCUGGCUCCUGCACAGGUGUGCGUCCUUUAGGCACGGGUGUUUUGCCCUGGGAACCAAAGCUGAUGUGGAGAGCAACCUGCACAUUUCAGAUCUGCAGGAGCCAGUGCAGCAGCCAGCUCUGGAAGAAAGCGCCUUAAAACCUGGAGUUGUGCACUGAGCAAGAACAAAGGUGUGAAAUGCAAAGCACAUUACAGAAUUACUUGGAGGCAUCAGGCCAGUCUGGUUUUUGCUAUCCUACUUAUGGCAAGCACUGCACAAUGAAGCUUGAGUUGCUGCAAGAGAGGAAAUUGGGGAUGUGCCUGAGGAUUGUGCUUGACUAGUCAGCGGAUUUGAAGGGAGCAAAAUACUUUCAAUAUGCAAUUUGUGUUUUACUUACUCAUCACUCAGUAAAAGCAUUUGCAUGGUGUAUUUGUUGCUGUAUUUUAGGAGUACAACUCAUGCAAGACCUUCAAAACAGCAACUGAAGCAACUUGAGCAAAAAACCUGAGUGAGCAAAAACAGCUUUCUGCUAUAGAUCUUCAUGUUGGCCUGGUCCUGCAAAGGGUUAAGUAGCCUUUUAGGCAAUCACCGCCUUCAUGUCUGGCCAGCAGGAAUGAAGGAUGCUUGGGCUGUUUUUGAAUCAGCCCAGGAGCAUGUCUAGCUUUGGCAUUCUGUUUAAUUGCAGUCUUUGUGUGGCAAAUGUCCUUACUGCUGCUACCCUUGCCUGCACUGGCCAUUGCAGUCUCCUUGGCAGAGGUAACAGGCAGAGACAGCUCUCCUUGAGUUACCACAGCUAAACAGAAAUUAACUUUUCUUCAUUUACUGGGAAGCACAACAGGUCCAAUUUUUCAGAUGGCCAAAUAGCAUGCUGAGGCGAGCAGCUCUGGUUUCCUGAACUGGGGGAACAUCAGGAGGAGCUGAGGGAGCCACCAGGAGCCCAAAGCUGGAGUGACAGUGGUUGACAGGACCCGGAGCAAUGGCUUCCAAGUUUUCCCCCAUAAAAGAUGCCCCUGGGAGUGGUCAGGACAGGAAAACAGGCCAUAGCACAGCAGAUGGUGCAGAAGAGUGUGCAGAAAGGUGCUUGAAGCCCUGCCAGGGAGCAAUGGUGUCCACCCAACAGAAAGCCUUCUCUAAGCUCUGCACCUAUCACAACCCAUGCAGCAGCCCAGACAGAGCUCUGGUGGGAUUGUGCUGCCAGCCAGGUGUCAGCAGCAGGCUGCGCCCUGCUCUUAGGCCAGUCCUGGUGGUAGCAGCAUGAGUAGACCUGCAGGAAGUGUGCCCAGGGUGAGGAACUCCUCCAUUUUGGGCCAGAGCUGCAGCAGAAGUAUCCAAGCUCACUGAGCCCCUUUCCAUCAUUUACCAGCAAUUCUGGCUAACGGAGAGGUCCCAGGUUAUUGGGCUAUGGCAAAUGUGGCAUUGAUGUACACAAAGACGUGGAAGGAGGAUCUCGGGAACUACAGGUCUGUCACCCUGACCUCAGUGCUGGGAAGUCAUGGAGCAGAUAAUCUGGAGUGCUGUCACAUGGCACAUACAGAACAACCACGGGAUCAGGCCUAGCUAGAGUGAGUUUGUGAUAGGCACAUGCUGCAUGACCAGGCUGAUCUACUUUUACAACAAUAUGACCUGCCUAGGGCAUGAGGGGAAAGGCUAUGGAUGUGUGUACCUGGAAUUUAGUAAAGCCUGUGUCAGUGUUUCCCACAGCUUUCUCCUGGAGAAACUGGCUGCUCAUGGCUUGGAUGGAUA